This is a messenger RNA of Nothoprocta perdicaria, 3029 nucleotides long. RefSeq lists its product as uncharacterized. Lineage: Eukaryota; Metazoa; Chordata; Aves; Tinamiformes; Tinamidae. The record is from RefSeq and is a predicted model, not a curated record. The transcript is spliced from 20 exons. Bases 46 to 2178 code for a protein of 710 amino acids.
GUGGGGCCGGGGGCGCGCGGUCCCUUCCUUUGGAAUUCCGUAAGCAUGGGGCCGUCGAAUGGAGAUGAGAAGGAGGAGAGCGUAAUCCUGAUCAGCGAUGAUGAAGCCGAAAACACGCUUGGGAAUUCUGUUGUGUUAGUAGAUCCACGGGAGAAGACCGUGGUGGAAGAGGAGAAAUCUGGCGAGGUUGUGGAUGAAGAAUGUGAACUAAUGGUUACUUUCUGUAAACAAGCCAAAGUUAUGCCUCAUGCAAGAUACGACUGUACAGUGCAUCCAUUUGAGCGAAUGGAAUGUGAUACGUGUUCACCACUUGGAAAAAAUGCUGAUAUUUGUAAUGAGUGUUACUGCUACAUUUGUGAUAAGCUAGCUUCUGAGUGCCAGAACUGGACGACCCCUUCCCUGUGUCAUUGCAAUGCACAUAACAAAAGCAAGUUCUGGAAGGACCAGCGAGAUUUUGCCUUGGCCGGUGUUCUUGUAAUGUUCAAUUUGGAGCUCACAGACAUAGACGCAGACCUCCAGCGCGGUGGAAGUCUUCUAAUAAAAUUUAUCCAAGAACUUUCUGUGGAGUAUAAUAAGUAUUUGACUGGAGAAAGAAUGCCCCCCAAACAACACGAAUGCUUUUGUUUUCCAAAACUGCCACCUGGGCAAUGCAGUAUCUGCAAAUCUCGCCAUAUGGAGGUUGUAUACAAGUAUUCUGGAGUUUUUGCACUGGUAACGAGGUUUUUGAAUCAGGCAGAAAGAGAAAAUCCUAAAGCUGCUGCUGUCAUGUUUCUGGGAGCAGCUAAAGAGAUAGCACUUCAUAAAGACCCUGCUUUGAACUGGCAGAACCUUGGUCAGACUGCUUCACUAAAGAUUGCUGUUCCUUGUCUGCUGCAAAGGAUCACAACGCAACUGCAAAGGAUGCUGGUGUUAUGCGACUUCCCCAAAAGCUUGUAUGAAAAGUUUGUUAACUUUUUUCAGUCCAUAUCACUGCCGUGUCACUGUUUUGGCUUCUCAAAUAGCUUAAAUGUUGUACCAUGGGACCAUGGAUUACUGACCACUGUUUUAAAAGGCCAGAACAUUACUGGUCAAAGAACACAGAAAGGAAGAAAAGUAUUUCUGUGGGAAACACUCCCUGUUAUACAGGCUCGAGUGGAGAAAUUGAUAGACAAAACAAACUACAAAGAAGUCGUUCGCUACCUGAGGGCAGUGAAAUGCAAUGAUAGCCAAGGGUUAAGAGACCUUAGAGAUAAAAUCCCGUUCUACUUGUGUAAAACUGGGGACUUCCUCGAUGCUGCACAUUCCCUGCUGUUCCCGGUCAACAGCCUCGCGUGCUGCACUGCGUGCCGGAUAACGCCGCUGCAAUUCGAAAUCUACCUGAAGAUGUUCAGAACAGGCAGCGUCCCCAGCGGGAAGGAUUUUCAAGACUCUGGGUCCUGGGUUACGAUUGGGCCUCCUUUAAAAGAUGGUGUUCUGAUUAGGCAGGCACUCAAACUGCUUUACAGCAAUCUCUUGCUAUACAGAAAUCCCAAAUGCUGGAGUUCUCUCAUCAUGGUUUUGGGCAGUAGUUGUUUGCUGGGAAAAAACGGAUACCUACAUCCCAUGUCACUGAAGGAGCCACCACUUGAAUUCCAAGAGGAGGUGCUGGCUGCCAGUAGUGGUCUUCUGGAUGAACUGAAGGCAAAAGUUAAUAUUUCUUUACCAUCUGCCAUUUUCUCUCCUCAGUUGCACCGUGAGGCUUGCCUUAUCCUUGCAGUGCGGGCAGUACAGCAGAUGGUUUUCUGUGAGCUUCCAUACUUGACUUCCUUCCUAGAGAUUGCCCUGGCAUUUGGGAAUAACUUUUGGGGUCUGAGACUAUUAUUAGACCAUCUUUCCUAUGAAGAACAUCUCCUCCAUGGCAUUGUCAACUUGAUAUUGCGAGAUCUGAAUUCUCGAAAAGCAACGAUGCUGAAACUGUGGCAAAACCUUGGUCCUCAGUAUGUGGGUGAAUUCCUGUGCUUGUUCCUGACUUGCAGGCAUAAGAAAAUGCAAUCCAUUGGCCUGUUUGCUCUGAGUAUUAUAACAGAGAACCUGCACAUGUGUCCGUGGGCAAAGCACCUUUGCACCUUUUUUCACAAUGCAGGAUUAAGACACCUGCCUCUUGGCACCACAGCUCACCAUGAAGUCUCCAAGUUCAUAAACAUUUUGGAAAAAAUGUAAUUUAGCAAAAUUCUUAAGGACUUCCAGUUUGUCUUAAUCUAAAUAUCUUCCUAGAUCCCCUUGUGUUUUGCCUGGGUUGUCAUCUGUUCCUUGGAAUACAUUCAGCUGAAGAAUUGACUUCAAAACUAAAAUCCUCAGUUUAGGUGAAGAGUGGCUGUAUUGCAGCAAACAUAUUGCUGAAAUUUCUUUCAGAUCCAGGUAUUAUGCAGUUGUUUAAGAGUUAGAGGUCAUAAAUCUAAGCAAACGGAGUGUGCAGCCAGGUGCUUUUUGGGAGGGCGGAGCAGGGACACGUGGAAGCAGCACAGCUCCCUGCGGCUGCCCUGUUGCCCAGAUGGGGUCCUGGGCAAGCUCUGCAGCAGAGCAGCUGCUGAGGAACUACAUGUUUCCUGAGUACUGGAGACAGCAACAGCGUGUGUUGAAAGGCUGUUUGUGACCCUUCCUUUAUUGGAUAUAUAAUUAUAAAAUACAGUUGACUCAAGUGGCAUCUUUUUGUUGUUGGGUGUGAUUUUUUUUUUUAACCUGAAUAAAUCAGAUUCAGAAAGGCCUAAUGCAGUAAAUAGCUUGCUUUGUACAUAGAAAAUCUGCUUUUCUGAGGUUAUUCAACUGCGAGGUUUCUUUUGCUGCAGUGCUACAGCAGGUGACAGGCUGGUGUUGAUGCCCGUUUGGGUUGUUGACCAUCAUAAGGAUUCAACAGAUGAUUUUUAAGCUGUGGAUUUGGAAAUAGAGAUAUGUUUGUAGCCUGAUUAUGUUCUUUAGUUCUACUGUGAUUCCUGUCUGCAUUGUUCAGAUUGGGAGGGAAAAAAUACUAAUAUGUGAUGUACCUAUUUUGCACACUUCAGGCUUGCAGUGGC